Molecule: messenger RNA, 186 nt
Organism: Lathyrus sativus (Indian pea)
Lineage: Eukaryota; Viridiplantae; Streptophyta; Magnoliopsida; Fabales; Fabaceae
Source: the annotation of a GenBank genome assembly
AUGAUGUUGCAGCUUUCAAUUCGACGCGCAAAGUUGAAGUUUCUCAUGCCUCAGAUCUCUGCUUUGGGAAAUUCCCAUUUCUCAACGGCGGCUCAAUCAUCUUCCAGUAACCGCAAUGCUCUGAAGGUUCCAAAUCUUAUCGGGGGAAGGCUUCUUGACUCAAAAUCAUCAAAUUUCCGUUCAUAG